Messenger RNA from Diversispora eburnea, 360 nucleotides. Lineage: Eukaryota; Fungi; Glomeromycota; Glomeromycetes; Diversisporales; Diversisporaceae. The record is from the annotation of a GenBank genome assembly.
AUGACUAGAAAAGAUAAAAAAAAUCGUACUUGUAAAUGUUGUGGUAAAACUUUUUCAAUACCACAAAAGUUUCAUCAGCAUUAUGCUAGUAAUAAAAUUCUAUGUAAACUUUUUAAUCUUGAGAUAGAAGAAAGUUCAGAAUCUGAAUAUUAUACAGCAGAUGAAGAAAUAGAAUAUCUUGAUGCAUUGGGAUUAUUUGAUUCCUCAGAAAUUGGUGAAAGCAGUCACUCAGAGUCCACUCCAUCACCAGAAGCUGAAAGAGAAUAUCUCGAAACAUUAGGAAUAUUAGAACCUAUUUUGCAAUUUCAUCAAACGGAUAUUAUUAGUUCAGGAUGUGAAUUAUUAAACGAUCAUUAUCAA